AUGGCGGCGCUGUGGAGGCGGCAGCGCUCAGGCGGGGCACGGGUUGGGCGUGGGUGGCGGCCGAGCGGCGCUCGGGCGGCAGGCUGCGCCGGCGGCGCGGCGGUGGCUGUCGGGCUGAGGUCGAUGGUUACCGCCGACGGCAGUGGCCGCCGGGCGGCUCACCGGUGGCGCUGCGUGGGACCUUUCUCCUAUGUGAACGAAGGAGAUCUGGGGGACUGUACAGUGGAGUACGGUGCAAACGAUCGAGUCACACCAAUAGCAUCUGUUGGAGGCAUAUUUCAGUUGGUUUUCUUCAACACCACGCCCAAUGCAUACACAUCAGCCAUCCGCAUGGGGUACGACAGCAAUGCUGAAACCAUGAGCUUUGUGUGGACGCCAAAGAGACACCACGUCGUUUCGGAGAAGGCCACUCUCAACUUCACAAGCCGAGGAGAUCUGGUGCUCUUCGAUGCCGAUGGCCCCCUUGUCUGGUCUACCAACACUGCUAACAAGGGCGUCGUCAUGGGGAUCGAACUCCGGACCAACGGUAACAUGGUGCUCUAUGACAAAAAUAACAGAACAAUCUGGCAGAGCUUCGACUCCCCCACAGAUAGUCUCUCGGUGGGGCAGUCAUUAGACAUAAGCCGAGUGAAAAAGCUGGUGAGCCGUACUUUGGAGAAAGACGCCUCGGAGGGGCCUUACACUCUGCAAAUGGAACUGGCGGCUUUGCGCUCUAUGCCAGUUUGCCUAAUCCUCUGCCCUACUGGACUCUCAGCUUCUAUGGGAGUGAAAGAAAGGACUUGUGAGCGGCCGGUUUCGACCAUCACCUUCCUCAGCGACCCUGAGGCCGAGAAUGGGUUCCGCCAGAUAAUCGAAAUGCAACUGAGCAACUCGAGCGCCCCUGCACAACAGAGAGCACGAGAGCUUUGCAAUCUCAGUUCCGAAUCCACAGCUGGAUUGGGAUGGGAAUCUGAGAAUGUAUACAUUCUCCCCGCUGUAGAAUACAAUACUUGGGACAUCACAUAUGAGCGGUUUAAGAGCGGAGAAGGAUUAUAUGGGUGUGGUCCGCCGAAAAAGUGUGGGUCUCUUGGGGUGUGUCAAGAUAGCAGUUGCGUGGCGUGCCCUGAACUUCUGUGGAGUUCUACAAACUGCUCUCCUCCAAAGCUGCCCAGCAGCAGUGGCAAGAGCUCUGCUUCUGUGGACUUCUACAAACUGGUUGGGGUGGAGCAUUUCUCUAACAAAUAUGGAACAGGAAUUGGUAAGGAGUCGUCAACAUACUUCCUUACACAGAGCUUGUAUACUCUGCAGCAGCUUGGCAACAGCACGCAUCUUGCCUUUAUUAAGUACGCGAAAAAGGUGUAA
Messenger RNA from Cryptomeria japonica (Japanese cedar), 1341 nucleotides. Its product is annotated as epidermis-specific secreted glycoprotein EP1-like. Bases 1 to 1341 code for a protein of 446 amino acids. Lineage: Eukaryota; Viridiplantae; Streptophyta; Pinopsida; Cupressales; Cupressaceae. The record is from RefSeq and is a predicted model, not a curated record. The transcript has 4 exons.